UUUAGCCGUGGGAAGUUUAUUAGCUUCAUCUUCCUCACACUACACCAGUCUCUCUCAGCCGAAAUGGAAGCAAGAACACCAAGAAGUGCCUCAAGGAGUACUACCUGCAGUGUUCCUGGACUGGUACUAGGUUUCUCCAAGCUCUGCAAAAUCACAAAGGUUUGUGCAGCGCCUGAUUUUGCUGACACAAAGACAGAAUUCGGAGAUUACUGUGGCGGAUAUGAUCAGAGUCUAGUACUCACAAGACUGUUUGAAGAAAUCAGAUCUCUCAAGUCAGCCUACAUCAAGCUGCAGAAAGCUCAUAUCCCUUAUAAUCCGCCAAAGAUUGCCUUCGCCGAUGAGAUCAUCACCUCGGAGCUUGACUCGGUCAGUGCUCUGCAGAGCUUAUGCAGUUGGAACGGCAGCGUCGGGUCACUGAUCAACGAUCGAUGGUCUCUGGUGCAGGAACUGGAAGCCGAGACGAGGAAGAAAGAUUCAGACAUUCUACUGCUAAGAAGGGAGCUGGAUGGUCUGAAGAGUGAGAAUUCGAGACUGAAUAAGCAGAUCAAGAGCAAACCAUCAGUUAAUAAGCGCGGGAAGGAUUACUCCACUGUCCUAAAACAGCUGACGACGCCCAGUGCAAUCUUGGAGCUGUUCAAGGUUGCGUCGACAUCGGUGCAUGAAUUUGCAGAGCUUUUCUUUAGCUUGAUGCCCUCGUCUGACCAUUGUAGCAACAGUGCAGAGGAACAAUCAUCAUUCAAGAGGUACUCAUUGGAAGCCUACCUGUCACGAACAAUGCUCGCACAUGGCGGUGCUGAAGACGAUGAUGAAGUCGAUGCAGCUCGCUUCGAUCGAAUCAUGAGGUGCUGUGACCCUCUGGACGCGUUGAUGGAGCACUCCAACUCCAGUUUCGCGAGAUUCUGCAGGUCAAAGUAUUUGGCAGCCGUGUCGCCGGAGAUGGAGUCGGCGAUGUUCAGGAACCUGGACGCGAGGGCGUUCGUGUCGCGAGGCGGGCACCCGAGGACGUGGUUCUACCGGGCGUUCGCGACGACGGCGAGGUCGGCGUGGGCAAUGCAGGUGGCCGUGGCGGCGCGCCGGCGAUGUUCCGGCCAUGGAAACGUCAGGGUGUUCUACGCGAGGAGAGGGAGCACGUACAGGGAGGAGUACAUGGAGAGCGUCGUGGGAGCCGCUUCUGCUUCUGCUGCUGGCAUUGGCGUUGCAUUCACGGUGACGCCGGGGAUGAAGGUGGGUGAGACGAUGGUGCCGUGCAGGGUAUUCCUCCAUUACCGACGUGAUCAGCAGGACGCCAUUACUGACCUAAGUGAUCUGAAAUUCAGAUAGCACAUAGGUACUUAAUCCGUGCUGUGAUAGACGAGUUUGUUUCUUUAAUUUCGACCAUGCGGUUGCACUGCAAGAUUGUUGAGUAUAUUGUACACUGUAUUUUGGAAUUUAUUGUAUGUAGUAAUUCUGCAUUGGUUAACAUGUUAAUUGACAAUCCUGUACUUACAGAGAAGAGUUCCAUUGAG
Messenger RNA from Oryza brachyantha (malo sina), 1505 nucleotides. Its product is annotated as protein GRAVITROPIC IN THE LIGHT 1-like. The transcript is spliced from 2 exons. The coding region runs from base 64 to 1320 and encodes 418 amino acids. The record is from RefSeq and is a predicted model, not a curated record. Gene Ontology annotation, biological process: response to red or far red light; negative gravitropism. NCBI's taxonomy places the organism in Eukaryota, Viridiplantae, Streptophyta, Magnoliopsida, Poales, Poaceae.